AUGGACGGCGAAGACCCCAAGGAGAGACCCUCCGAGAUCUCGACCAUUAUCUCUGGUCUGGAGCGAUACAACCCCGAGGCUGUUCCCUUCCUCGAGAACUACCUGAAGGAGCAGUGCGAGAACAAGUUCAUCGACGGCAAUGCCAACCGGACUCUGUUGAAGCUGUACCAGCUCAACCCCGACCGCAUCAAGGACGAUGUCGUCACCAACAUCCUGGCCAAGUCCUUGACCAACUUCCCGUCUCCCCAGUUCUCGCUUGCCCUGCACAUCAUUCCUCCCUCGAUACUUGCGCCCAACUCGCGUGCCGAUCUGUCCGAGGCUAUUGGCCACCUCCGUGAGCUCAACAACCAGCUCGAGGGAGCCCAGUACGCCCGCUUCUGGGACACCAUUGACAGCGACGAUCUCUAUGCCGACCUGAUUGCCGAUGUUACGGGCUUUGAGGAGCUCAUCCGUAUCAGAAUCGCAACUCUGGUCAGCCAUGCCUACCGGGAGAUUGACCUGAACGUCCUUUCCAGCUGGUUGGGACUGAACGACGCCAAGGCCAAGACCUUCAUCACCGAGACCGCCGGCUGGAAGGUCGAGGGCGAGCUGGUCAAGAUUCCCCGUAACGCCGAGAACGAGGCCAAGAAGACCGAGGUGCGCGAGGAUGUCAACGUCGACAUGUUCUCUAGGGUCGUUCGCAGAGCCUGGGAGGAGACAGCUUAA
This is a messenger RNA of Pestalotiopsis fici W106-1, 705 nucleotides long. RefSeq names its product Eukaryotic translation initiation factor 3 subunit K. Gene Ontology annotation, molecular function: translation initiation factor activity; ribosome binding. The transcript has 2 exons. NCBI's taxonomy places the organism in Eukaryota, Fungi, Ascomycota, Sordariomycetes, Amphisphaeriales, Sporocadaceae. Gene Ontology annotation, biological process: regulation of translational initiation. Gene Ontology annotation, cellular component: eukaryotic translation initiation factor 3 complex; cytoplasm. The record is from RefSeq and is a predicted model, not a curated record. The coding region runs from base 1 to 705 and encodes 234 amino acids.